AUGCAGUCACCCGUGCCAAGUGCUCCACCGCAGUCGCUUGCACCGCACUCGCCAACACAGUCACCCGCUCCAAGCAUGCCUACUGAGUUGCCCCCACUGAGCAUGCCAAUGCAGUCACCCGUGCCAAGUGCUCCACCGCAGACACUUGCACUGCACUCGCCAGCACAGUCGUCCGCUCCAAGCAUGCCUACUGAGUUGCCCCCACCGAGCUUGCCAAUAGAGUCACCCGUGCCAAGUGCUCCACCGCAGUCACUUGCACCGCACUCGCCAGCACAGUCGCCCGCUCCAAGCAUGCCUACUGAGUUGCCCCCACUGAGCAUGCCAAUGCAGUCACCCGUGCCAAGUGCUCCACCGCAGUCACUUGCACUGCACUUGCCAGCACAGUCGUCCGCUCCAAGCAUGCCUACUGAGUUGCCCCCACCGAGCAUGCCAAUGGAGUCACCCGUGCCAAGUGCUCCACCGCAGUCGCUUGCACCGCACUCGCCAGCACAGUCGCCUGCUCCAAGCAUCCCUACUGAGUUGCCCCCACUGAGCAUGCCAAUGGAGUCACCCGUGCCAAGUGCUCCACCGCAGUCACUUGCACCGCACUCGCCAGCACAGUCACCCGCUCCAAGCAUGCCUACUGAGUUGCCCCCACUUAGCAUGCCAAUGGAGUCACCCGUGCCAAGUGCUCCACCGCAGUCACUUGCACCGCACUCGCCAGCACAGUCGCCCGCUCCAAGCAUGCCUAGUGAGUUUCCCCCACUGAGCAUGCCAAUAGAGUCACCCGUGCCAAGUGCUCCACCACAGUCGCUUGCACCGCACUCGCCAGCACAGUCGCCCGCUCCAAGCAUGCCUACUGAGUUGCCCCCACUGAGCAUGCCAAUGGAGUCACCCGUGCCAAGUGCUCCACCGCAGUCGCUUGCACCGCACUCGCCAGCACAGUCGCCCGCUCCAAGCAUGCCUAGUGAGUUUCCCCCACUGAGCAUGCCAAUAGAGUCACCCGUGCCAAGUGCUCCACCACAGUCGCUUGCACCGCACUCGCCAGCACAGUCGCCCGCUCCAAGCAUGCCUACUGAGUUGCCCCCACUGAGCAUGCCAAUGGAGUCACCCGUGCCAAGUGCUCCACCGCAGUCGCUUGCACCGCACUCGCCAGCACAGUCGCCCGCUCCAAGCAUGCCUACUGAGCUGCCCCCACUGAAUAUGCCAAAAGAGUUGUCCACACCAAGCACGCCAACAGAGUCGCCCGCGCCUAGCAUGCCAACAGAGUCGCCAGCACUGAGCAUGCCGACGGAGUUGCUCGCACCGAGCAUGCCAAUAGAGUUGUCCAUACCGAGCACGCCAACAGAGUCGCCCGCACCGAGCACGCCAACGCAAUCACCCGUGUCGAGCACACUGUUGCUGUCAUCCUCACCAAUGUUAUCACCCUUGCCAAGUGUGACAAAGCUGUCUCCAGUGCCAUCACUGUCUCCAGAGCCAUCGCUGUCUCCGGUGCCAUCGCUGUCUCCGGAGCCGUCGCUGUCUCCGGAGCCGUCGCUGUCUCCAGUGCCGUCACUGUCUCCAGAGCCGUCGCUGUCUCCAGAGUUGUCACUGUCUCCAGUGCCGUCGCUCUCUCCAGAGCUAUCGCUGUCCUCGGAGCCAUCGCUGUCUCCAGUGCCCUCGCUGUCUUCAGUGUCGAGGCUGUCACCUGCACCAUCACUUCCGCUUGUGCUGAGCGCACCGUCAUUGUCGCCCACGCUGAGGGCCCUGCCACUGUCGCCCUCAGUGAGUGCACCAUCUCAGUCAUCCACUUUAAGUGCACCUACACUGUCACCCAUGCUGAGCGCACCGACACUGUCACCUGCAGUGAGCAUGCCAAGACUGUCGCCCGUGAUGAGUGUGUCAAUGCUGUCACAUUCACCGAGCAUGCCAUCACUGUCACCCGCGCUGAGUGCGCCAGCACUGUCACCCGCACCAGGACUGUCUCCCCUGCCGUGUGCGCCAAUGAUGUCACCUGCAUUGUCCGCUACCACUGUUGCCUGCACUGAGCACGCCAAGUCUCACAAUGGUGUCACCUGUGCCAAUACUGUCACUCAUACCGAUGCUGUCGCCCAUGCUGAGCGUGACAGUGCUGUCGCCUGUGCAGAGUGGGUCAACGCAGUCGCCCGCAGUGAGCAUAUCAAUGCUGUCACUCGCACUAAGUGCACCAACACUGUCAUCCGCACUGAGCCCGCCAGCACAGUUGCCCACGCAGAGAGCACCUCCACUGUCACUCGUGCCGAGCGUGACAGCACUGUCACUCGGGCCAAGUGCACCAACACUGUCGCCCGUGCCAGAUGCUUGCUAUAUGACAAAAGAGAUUCUGGUGUUAAAUGUUCACAUUUUGCUUCAGUAAGGGCAAAUCUAUUCAACAGAAUAACAAACAGACUAGACAAACCGACAGACUUUAGCAUGAAAGGUGGCUUAAAUAUUCUUCCUAAAGGAAGAUUUGCAAAAGAAGAAGAAGAAGAAGAAGAAGAAGAAGAAGACAUUUCUAAUGAUGAAGUGUCAGGGAGACCUCAAGAUAAAACUGCUGCUGCUGAUAAUAUAUCAGAGAUACCUCUUUCUCAACCUAUCAAUCUGCUUCUUUCAGAUGGUCAGUGGACAGAUGAUGGCAUUACUGCUUCACAGCUUCUAGUUCUUGGAGAAUCACAUGGAAUUCAAAUUUAG
Messenger RNA from Schistocerca cancellata (South American locust), 2667 nucleotides. RefSeq names its product cell surface glycoprotein 1-like. The record is from RefSeq and is a predicted model, not a curated record. Bases 1 to 2667 code for a protein of 888 amino acids. NCBI's taxonomy places the organism in Eukaryota, Metazoa, Arthropoda, Insecta, Orthoptera, Acrididae. The transcript is spliced from 3 exons.